Molecule: messenger RNA, 2655 nt
Organism: Pipistrellus kuhlii (Kuhl's pipistrelle)
Lineage: Eukaryota; Metazoa; Chordata; Mammalia; Chiroptera; Vespertilionidae
Product: zinc finger protein 260-like
Exons: 3
Coding region: 508-2541 (677 amino acids)
Biological process (GO): regulation of transcription by RNA polymerase II
Molecular function (GO): DNA-binding transcription factor activity; RNA polymerase II cis-regulatory region sequence-specific DNA binding
Source: RefSeq, a predicted model, not a curated record
UCCUGAUUGCCUCUAACCGCUUCUGCCUGCGAGCCUGAUCACCCCCUAAUCACUCCCGUUAGCCAGGCCUCUGGUCCCACCUUCUCCUUCCCCAGGGGUCCCUUGCUGUGCCACACAAGUUUAUUCACCGUCCACUGGGGGCGCUCAUAGGCCAACGGGAGGUGAGAAAACUACAUUACCCAGAGGGCAAUGCGCCCGCGUGGGCGGAGCUAAAGGAUACUUCCGCGUCUGCGCAUCCGGUUAGGGCGGGACUUCCGCCUUCCUCCUCCUGGUGGUCAUUUUAACUUCUCAGGUCCUUUGUUCAGCGAUUCCCAGGCUUCAGGGCGCCGGUCGGGGAGCAGGAGGACGCCCGGGGAGCCGCUGCCUGCGGGGCGGGGCGUGUCUGAGGCGCCCGGAGCCCCCACAGCACGAGGAGAUCGGCGUCUCCGCGCCCCCCGGCUCCUCCCCGCUCCCAGCGUCCCCGCAGCCUGACCCCCCGGUUCCGCCGCCCCGGGCCCCGCGCUCAGGAUGGAUGUGAACUUUGAGGAUGUGGCCAUUGGCUUCUCUCAGGAGGAGUGGGGGCUCCUGGGUGAGGCUCAGAGACGUCUGUACUGCGAUGUGAUGCUGGAAGCGUUUGCACUUGUGUCGUCUGUCGGUUGUCGGCAUAACAUGGAUGACGAGGAGACCCGUUCUGAGCAGAGCGUGUCUAUACGAGGAGAGUCCCGGGUCAGAGAUCCCGAGACAGCUCCAGCCACUCAGAAGACCCUUCCGUGUCCGCGGUGCUUCUCGCUUUUGAAGGACGUUCUGCACCUGACGGAGUCACACGCAGCACACUCUGAGCCGAAAGCCCUCUGUGGCGACGCACGUGUUGGAGACCUCUGUUUCCGCGCAAACCCUCCCCAGCAGCAGCAGCAGAGGAAAGAAUGUGGAGAGGAUCCCUGGAAACAGGCGAUGGACAGGGCAUCCUACGUGAGCAGCUGUAGCUUCUACUUAUCGAUCAGCAGGGAGGUUGGAGAAGAAUUGCAGUACAACUCCGAGCCUCCCCAGCACCAGGCCGCUCUCAACACCGAGGACCUACACGGCAGCAGGGAGAUUUCCCAGGAAUUUCCGGAUGGAAAAAGUCAUCCUCGGGGGGGCGACUGUGCAGACGCCUGCAGCGACCACCUGAAUGUUGUCCAGCGUCAGCGUGUCUCCUCUGGAGAGCGAAUGUAUGAGGGUAACAAAUGCAGGAACGUCUUUAGGCAGAUCUCCACCCUCCUCCGACACCGGGGAGUUCACACCGGAGACACGCCGGACGAGCCCAGCGAUUUUUGGGAGCCGCUCAGACCCACGUCCAGCCUCCGCCAGCAUGACGACGCGCCCGCCCCAGACAAGCCGUACGCGUGCGGGGAGUGCGGGAUGUCCUUCCGCCGGCGGGCCUACCUCACGAGGCACCGCGGAGUUCACACCGGCGAGAAGCCGCACGCGUGCCGGGACUGCGGCAUGCGCUUCCGCCGGCGGGGCCAGCUCGCCGUGCACCUCCGGGUGCACACGGGCGAGAAGCCCUACGGGUGCGCCCACUGCGGGAGGCCCUUCCGCCAGCGGGCCCAGCUCACCGCCCACCUCCGGGUGCACACGGGCGAGAGGCCGCACGCGUGCGCCGCCUGCGGGAAGUGCUUCCGGGAGAGGGCCACGCUGGCCAACCACCGCCGGGUGCACACCGGCGAGAAGCCGUACGCCUGCCGGGAGUGCGGGGCGGCCUUCCGCCUGAGGGCCCACCUCACCUACCACGUCCGGGUCCACACCGGCGAGAAGCCCCACGCGUGCGCCCACUGCGGGGCGUCCUUCCGGCAGAGCGCCCAGCUCACGGCGCACCUCCGGGUGCACACGGGGGAGAAGCCGUACGCCUGCCCGGACUGCGGCAGGGCCUUCAGCGUGCGGACCACGCUCCUCAAGCACCGGAGGGUGCACACCGGCGAGAAGCCCUACGCCUGCCCGGACUGCGGGAAGUCCUUCGGCGACAAGUCGUACCUCAAGCAGCACCGCCGGGCGCACACGGGCGAGAAGCCCUACGCCUGCCCGGACUGCGGGAAGCUGUUCGGCGCCAGCGCCAGGCUGGCCAAGCACCGGCGGGCGCACAGCGGCGAGAAGCCGUACGCGUGCGGGGACUGCGGGCGGCUCUUCGGCGAGAACGCCAAGCUGGCCAAGCACCGGCGGGUGCACAGCGGGGAGAGGCCCCACGCGUGCGCGGACUGCGGGGCGGCCUUCCGCCGCAGCGACCACCUCGCGGUGCACCUGCGGGUGCACACCGGCGAGCGGCCCUACGCCUGCGCCCAGUGCGGCAAGGCCUUCCGGCAGAACGCCAGCCUCACCCACCACCUGAGGAGCCACACCGGCGAGCGGCCCUACGCCUGCGGCGACUGCGGCAAGGCCUUCAGCUACAAGUCCCACCUCACGCAGCACCGCCGGGUCCACACCGGCGAGAAGCCGUACCCGUGCGGGAGGUGCGGGGCGGCCUUCCGCCAGAGCGCCCACCUCGCCGCGCACCUCAGGAGGGUCCACUCCGCGGGGGGGACGCGGUAAGACGCGCAAGCCAGCCCGGGCCGGUGUGGCUCAGCGGGCAGAGCGUCGGCCUGCGGACCGAAGGGUUCCCCGGGUCCGAUUCCGGUCAAGGGCAAUGUGCCUUGGUUGCGGGCG